This is a messenger RNA of Penicillium daleae, 1875 nucleotides long. RefSeq names its product CocE/NonD family hydrolase. Gene Ontology annotation, molecular function: dipeptidyl-peptidase activity. The record is from RefSeq and is a predicted model, not a curated record. NCBI's taxonomy places the organism in Eukaryota, Fungi, Ascomycota, Eurotiomycetes, Eurotiales, Aspergillaceae. The coding region runs from base 1 to 1875 and encodes 624 amino acids. The transcript is spliced from 8 exons.
AUGUCCGGACCUAAGCUUGACUUUGGGGGAUUUCCUAUCCCAUGGACCCCAACCAACCAACCUGAGGAUGAAACCAAUAUGUAUCCCUACAAGAAGCAGGCUAGAAACACUAGAACACUUCCCGUUGGCUGGAGAUUUGCAGAGGGCAGGCGUCCCUUCCACCAGGAAACCAUCUUUGACGAAGUGGUCGAGAUUCCGCUUCGAGACGGAGCCAAGAUUUACUGCGACAUCUUCAGGCCCGUCACAGAUACCAAGGUCCCGGCAAUUUUGGCCGUGAGCCCAUACGGUAAAAAUGGACACGGAUUCCGUAUUUUUGACAAUAUCCCCUUCCGACUCGGAUUACCUGAGAGCGCUACAUCCGGUCUCGAGAAAUUUGAAGGACCCGACCCUGCUGAGUGGUGUCCUCGGGGCUAUGCAAUUGUUAACGUAGACAUCCGAGGUACCUGGGACAGCGAAGGCAAUCUUUAUAUCGAAGGAAGCCAGAUGGGUUUGGACGGCUACGAUACUGCCGAAUUUAUCGCAGCCCAAUCUUGGUGCAAUGGUGCUGUUAGCAUGUGUGGCAAUUCCUGGCUGGCAACCGAGCAGUGGGCAACCGCUAUUGAGAAACCGCCAUCGCUCAAGUGUAUCGCACCUUGGGAAGGGUUCACCGAUAAGUAUCGUGACUUGAUCUGCCGUGGUGGUGUCCCAAAGAACAACUUUGCCUCGUUCAUCUUCAAUAAAACAAUCCGCGGUAGAAAUCAACGCGAAGACAUUGGCGAAGCGCUCAACAAGUGGCCUCUUUUUAACGGCUAUUGGGAGGAUAAAGUCUACGAUACCAGUGGUCUGACAUUGCCUAUCUAUGCACUUGUCAGCUAUUCCUCCGGAAAUCACGGAGCUGGUACAGUGAGAGGUUGGAAUCAGGCCGGUUCAAGGGACAAAUGGAUCCGCUUCCACCCGACCCAGGAGUGGUUCGAUCUCUACACCCCGAGGUAUAUCGAUGAUCUGCAACGGUUCUUCGAUCGGUACCUGAAGGGCAUCAAAAAUGGGUGGGAGGAAACUCCCAGGGCUAGAGUCUCCAUUCUCACAUAUGGAAAUCGUUUCGAGCCUGGACCCAUGUGGGAUGUGCCAUUUGAAAACUACCCUAUCCCGUCCACCGAAUAUCGCAAGCUCUACCUGCGGGACUCUGGAAAGCUGGAUACUUCUCUGCAAGCCCACGAGAGCUUCGUCGCCCAUUACGCUGACAGCUACCAAUCGAAGCCAUCUGAAUUUGUUCUGACCUUUGACAAACCCACGACCCUGGCUGGCCAUUCAAAGGCUGAACUUUGGAUGUCAUGCAAGGAGAAGGAUGACAUGGAUGUCUAUGUGUCCAUCCGUAAACUGAGCAAAAGCGGCGACGUCUUAGAGCAUGUCAAUAUUCCAUGGGAAUCUCUGCCAGAGGGUGUUAAUACCCAAUACGAUGUUCCAAUGGCACAGACCGUCAAGUAUACUGGACCGACCGGUAUUUUGCGGGCUUCCCAUAGGGCCCAGGACCCGGAACGGAGCACAACCAUGAUUCCGUACCAUCCACAUGACAAGGAAGAUAAGGUCCCACCAGGCGAGAUCGUGAAACUUGAAAUCUCUCUUUGGCCUAUGGGAAUUCACUUCGAAGCAGGAGAGAGCCUUCUGUUCCGCGUCCAAGGCUUCAUCGAUACAAGCUCGGAUUUCCCAAGCCACAUCGAUAAGAAGCUGGAUAAUCUAAACGAAGGCCGGCAUACAAUCUAUUUCGGUGGAGAGUAUGACUCCAAGGUCAUUGUUCCUAUUAUUGCCUUGUCGGACGCUCCGCUCGUUGAUUCCACUAAACUCCUCCAGUUCCUCAGAGCAGUGAAACAGUCGAGCUCCAUGAUCAAGGCGGCUUGA